Molecule: messenger RNA, 2364 nt
Organism: Strongylocentrotus purpuratus (purple sea urchin)
Lineage: Eukaryota; Metazoa; Echinodermata; Echinoidea; Camarodonta; Strongylocentrotidae
Product: paramyosin-like
Exons: 4
Coding region: 1-2250 (749 amino acids)
Source: RefSeq, a predicted model, not a curated record
AUGAACUCGGAAACCUACGAUAGAAUCGCUAUAAUCACUGCGACGCAGAAGAGACUCGACGUUAAGACCCAACUAUCCUUUAACAAACUUCGAGUCAAACUUUUCGAAAAAGAGACUGAAAUAACGAAUAUAAACAGGACACUCUCCGAAACCCAGAACGAAGCAGAGAUAUUGCGGACCGAAUGGGUCAAGUCGAAAGAUGCAGAGAGCCAACUGGCCAAGAUGAUCUCAGAACUCCACGUUAGAAUCGCUAGAACCACUGUGACGCAGAAGGGAAUCGACGUCGAGACUGCAGCAAAACUCUCAGCAAUGGAAACAAAACUUGAAACCCUAAAGGAACUAGAGAAGUUACGGACCGAAUUGAACAAGUCGAAAGAUGCAGAGAGUCGACUGGCGCAGGUGAACUCGGAAACCUCCGAUAGAAUCGCUAGAAUCACUGCGAGGCAGAAGAGACUCAACGUUAAGACCCAAAUAUCCUUCAGCAGACUUCGAGUCGAACUUUCCGAAAAAGAGACUAAAAUAACAAAUAUAAAUAGGACACUCUCAGAAACCCAGAAGGAACUGGUGAAGUUACGAACCGAAUUGAACAAAUCAAAAGAUGCAGAGAGUCGACUGGCGCAGAUAAACUCGGAAACCUACGAUAGAAUCGCUAGAAUCACUGCGAGGCAGAAGAGACUCAACGUUAAGACCCAAAUAUCCUUCAGCAAACUUCGAGGCAAACUUUCCGAAAAAGAGACUCAAAUAACGAAUAUAAUUAGGACACUCUCAGAAACCCAGAAGGAUCUGGAAAAGUUACGAACCGAAUUGGUCAAGUUGAAAGAUGCAGAGAGCCGACUGGCGCAUAUGAAUGUCGAACUCAACGAUAAACUCGCUAGGACCGAAGCUGCACUUACUGCCAAACAAAAAGCUCUUGACGAUGCCCACGCCAAGCUGGAAAGACAGGAAAUAGAUACUCCUUGUAUUAUUUGUCUAGAUUCCGAUAAGAACGCUGCUAUGGUGCCUUGCGGACACACAAGCACAUGUUACACUUGCUCUCUGAAAUUCUACAGAAAAGACAAUGCGAAGUGCCCAUAUUGUCGUCAAUUGAUUGAACGAAUUCUUAAAAUUUAUAAAUUUGUCAAGUCAGAAGAUGCAAAGAGUCAACUGACGCAGGAGAACCAAGAACUCUACGGUAUUAUUGCUGAAUUAAAUGCAACGCAGGAGAGACAUGACACUGAGACUCAAAUGUCAAUGAACAAACUUCGAGACAAAAUUUCCGAAAAGAAUACUGAAACACUAAAAGCAAACAGGAAACUCACAGCAACGGAAACAAAACUUAGCACGACCGAAGCUGCACUUAUUGCUAAACAAAGAGCUCUUGAGGAUGCCCAAGCCAAGCUGAAAAGACGGGAAACAGAUACUCCUUGCAUUAUUUGUUCAGAUUCCGAUAAGAACUCUGCUCUGCGACUAUACUUUACAGAAACCCUGAAGGAACUAGAGAAGUUACGGACCGAAUUGAACAAAUCGAAAGAUGCAGAGAGUCGACUGGCGCAGGUGAACUCGGAAACCUCCGAUAGAAUCGCUAGAAUCACUGCGAGGCAGAAGAGACUCAACGUUAAGACCCAAAUAUCCUUCAGCAGACUUCGAGUCGAACUUUCCGAAAAAGAGACUAAAAUAACAAAUAUAAAUAGGACACUCUCAGAAACCCAGAAGGAACUGGUGAAGUUACGAACCGAAUCGAACAAAUCAAAAGAUGCAGAGAGUCGACUGGCGCAGAUAAACUCGGAAACCUACGAUAGAAUCGCUAGAAUCACUGCGAGGCAGAAGAGACUCAACGUUAAGACCCAAAUAUCCUUCAGCAAACUUCGAGGCAAACUUUCCGAAAAAGAGACUCAAAUAACGAAUAUAAAUAGGACACUCUCAGAAACCCAGAAGGAUCUGGAAAAGUUACGAACCGAAUUGGUCAAGUUGAAAGAUGCAGAGAGCCGACUGGCGCAUAUGAAUGUCGAACUCAACGAUAAACUCGCUAGGACCGAAGCUGCACUUACUGCCAAACAAAAAGCUCUUGACGAUGCCCACGCCAAGCUGGAAAGACAGGAAAUAGAUACUCCUUGUAUUAUUUGUCUAGAUUCCGAUAAGAACGCUGCUAUGGUGCCUUGCGGACACACAAGCACAUGUUACACUUGCUCUCUGAAAUUCUACAGAAAAGACAAUGCGAAGUGCCCAUAUUGUCGUCAAUUGAUUGAACGAAUUCUUAAAAUUUAUAUAUGAACUCGCAUAAGGAAAGCCAAUACAUGAUUUUCCUUGAUCAGUACCCGAAAUGAGUUGUAAGCAUGCUUUGAAAUUGUUUUCAGACUCUAUGGGUUAGUGGGAUCGGUCAAUUAC